ACCUGCUGUUCCCCAGGGACUCAGCCUUGGUGCCCGUGUGGGGGCCACCUUAUGGAAAGUUUGCUUCCGGAGAGGCGGCUUGCUGCCGGUUUUGCCCCCCGAACCGCUGGCUGUGCCGUACAUCUGUGCAGCUGCUGAGACAGGCCGACAGGCCCUCAGCCCGACCUCCGGGAGGCGUUGGGGUGGCCCUGGGGGAGGUGACUGGCCGAGCGCACAGAGGAAGACUGGCAGAGCUGCGGACAUGCACGCUGACAUUUUGAACUCAGGGUCUCGCCGUCAGCCGUGUGCGUAGUGAGGGACCAGUGUCGUUUUCUGGUUAGCGAGGAUCCUCGGGGAUUGUUUGCGUUGACUGGUUCUUGGAAGAGCCGGCCGGCCAGAGCAGGGCAGAGUUAAGGAGCCGAGCCUGGCGGAGCUUGGACAUAGCGUUAUCUUUUACCGAUGCCGGUCUGUGUGUCCGUGGCUGUAAGCUGCCAGGGGGAGUUGGCUGAGGGCCUCCUCGCGGCGCUGUGUUUCAGUGAUGGGGCUGCUGACUCGGGUUUCUCCCGAACACGGUGAUCUGCGGUUCCGCUUGCCUUUUGGUAGUUUGCGUAGGCAGCUGGCAUUUCCGCCUUUCGUGAUUCCCUGGAAUGGUGGUGCUCUUCCAGGGAGUCCGUGUUGGUGGGUAUCUCCAGGGGUCAGCAGACUUCCUGUGGAGGGUCACACGGGCAUCCCCUGCUGCUUUCCCUGGUGCACGAGCAGGGAGCUGGGUCGGAAGUGGAGCAGCCGGGACUCAAACCGGUGCCCACGUGGGAUGCCGGCACUGCAGGCGGCGGCUUUACCCACUACGCCACAGCACCGGCCCUUCAAAUGAAUUUAAAGUUAAAGUUAUGCAUUGUGAACUCAAAAAAUAAGACACCCUAAUGUUAUAUGCGAAAGCCUCCCACAGAGGUGGUGAAUCAGGCUAUUCCAUGCAGUGCCCCCAAGGCAGUGGGUACUAAAGUAAGGUCCCAGAAUACACUCAGCAAAAUAAAUCGCUAAUAGGGUUCACAUGUACGGUGGUCGCAGGUCCUUGGUUUCCUUCAGCGAAAGGAUUCAACUGUACCUAGCAAAGUGAUUGCUGACAUCAGGGACUCUGUUUUUCACAAAGAGCGGCCCUGCCUCAGAUUCAACAGACUGUUCCCGUGUGGCUGGAGUUCACGAGUCAGCGGGAGUUAAGCACCGCGCACAGACGCUGCCGCCACAGGAGGGAAUGAAUUGCUCCUCUCCACACUUCUGAUUCUACUUGGCUAACGCCAGUUCUGGGUUGGCGUGUGCAGAAACGUGGGAGGAGGAUGCUUCCCUUCACCCGAUGCCGCUGUCUGAAGCACAUAGCUCGGGAGUGCUUGUCUGGUGUGCAAGUCAGAGCGGGGAAACACGCACGCCUGUGUCUUCCAAGAGCCCUGGGACUUGCAGAAUUUGGGAAGUCAUGGCAUUCCACACACACUCUCCUUGGAAACAAAAAUAUUGUCCUGAUGGGACCUCCGGGCGCUGGGAAGACAACCGUGGGCAGAAUCCUCGGGCAGAAGCUCGGGUGCUGUGUCAUAGACGUGGAUGACGACAUCCUGGAGAAAACCUGGAACAUGAGUGUGUCCGAGAAGCUGCGGGACGUGGGCAGUGAGCAGUUUCUAGAAGAGGAAGGGAAGGCUGUGCUGGGCCUCUCCGCGUGUGGAAGUGUGAUUUCGCUGACGGGCUCCAAUCCUAUGCAUGACGCCAGCAUGCGGCAUCUGAAGAAGAACGGGAUAGUUGUGUACCUGGACGUGCCUCUCCUCGACAUAAUUGGCCGUCUGAAGCGAAUGAAGGUGGACAGGAUUGUGGGUCAGCGUCCUGGAGCUCCUAUGAAAGACUUGCUUCAGAUGAGACGGCAGUACUACAAGAAGUGGUACGACGCCCGCGUGUUUUGUGAAAGCGGGGCGUCCCCAGAGGAGGUAGCCAACAAAGUGCUGAGCGCAGUCCAGCGGUACCAAGACGUGGACUCGGAAACCUUCAUUUCAACAAGGCACGUGGACCCCAGAGACGGUGAGCGCAAGGUGCCGGCGAAAUUCUUCAGUGAGGCCGUAGUGGAGGGCCUGGCGUCUGACGGCGGGCUCUUCGUGCCCGAGAAGGGACUCCCAGCGGUGAGCUGCGGGGAGUGGAAGAGCUUGGUAGGCGCGAGCUACGUGGAGAGAGCCCAGAUCCUCCUGGAGAGGUGUAUCCAUCCCGCAGACAUCCCCGCCGCCAGGCUAGGGGAGAUGAUCGAAGCCGCCUACGGGGAAAACUUUGCCUGCUCAAAAAUCGCCCCGGUCAGGCACCUGUCGGGCAACCAGUUCAUCCUGGAACUGUUCCACGGGCCCACCGGCUCCUUCAAGGACCUGUCUCUGCAGCUCCUGCCGCACCUUUUUGCCCACUGUAUCCCACCCAGCUGCAACUACAUGAUACUGGUGGCCACGUCCGGAGACACGGGGAGCGCAGUCUUAAAUGGCUUUAGUCGGCUUAGUAAGAAUGACCAACAGAGAAUAGGCGUGGUCACCUUUUUCCCCGAGAAUGGGGUCAGUGAUUUUCAAAAAGCACAAAUCGUUGGCAGCCAGCGGGAAAACGGGUGGGCGGCGGGCGUCCAGGCGGAUUUUGAUUUUUGCCAGACGGCCAUCAAAAGCAUGUUUAACGAUUCCGACUUCACUGGCUUUCUCACCGCGGAAUACGGAACCACCUUGAGCUCAGCGAAUUCCAUAAACUGGGGCCGACUGCUCCCCCAGGUCGUUUACCACGCCUCCGCGUACCUCGAUCUGGUAAGCCAAGGGUUCAUUACUUUCGGAAGCCCCGUCGAUGUGUGCAUCCCCACGGGCAAUUUUGGUAACAUGCUGGCAGCGGUCUAUGCCAAAAUGAUGGGGCUCCCUAUCCGGAAGUUCAUCUGUGCCUCCAACCAGAACCACGUUCUGACCGAUUUCAUCAAAACCGGACACUACGACCUGAGGGAGAGGAAGCUGGCGCCGACCUUCUCUCCAUCAAUAGACAUUCUCAAGUCCUCGAACCUGGAGCGCCACCUGCACCUGAUGGCUAACAAGGACGGGCCGCUGAUGGCAAAAUUAUUCCGUCAGCUAGAAAACCAGCACCACUUCCAGAUAGAAAGGAUGCUGGUGGAGAAGCUCCAGCAGGACUUUGUGGCCGACUGGUGCUCCGAGGCGGAGUGCCUGGCAGCCAUCAGCUCCACCUAUGACGCUUCCGGCUACAUCCUGGACCCGCACACCGCCGUCGCAAAGGUGGUCGCCGACAGACUGCAGGACAAAACUUGCCCGGUGAUCAUCUCGUCCACAGCCCAUUACUCCAAGUUCGCACCCGCUGUCAUGCGGGCGUUAAAGAUCCGAGAGAUCAACCAGACGUCAUCAAGCCAGCUGCAUUUGCUGGGCUCGUACAAUGCGUUACCCCCACCGCACGGGGCCCUGCUAGCCAGGACGAAGCAGCAGGAGAAGAUGGACUACCAGGUCUGUGCCGCUGACGUGGAUAUCCUCAAGAGCCACGUGGAGAAGAGAAUCCAGAAUCAAUUCGUGUGAAAGUUUUCUGAAUAGAACAGAAAUUGGUGCCACCCUCCCCCGCCCCAGUGAUAAGCGUUCAAUAAUAAAUCUCAAAAGUUGUUUUGAA
This is a messenger RNA of Lepus europaeus (European hare), 3630 nucleotides long. RefSeq names its product threonine synthase like 1 (gene THNSL1). Gene Ontology annotation, cellular component: cytoplasm. The record is from RefSeq and is a predicted model, not a curated record. The transcript is spliced from 3 exons. The coding region runs from base 1311 to 3542 and encodes 743 amino acids. NCBI's taxonomy places the organism in Eukaryota, Metazoa, Chordata, Mammalia, Lagomorpha, Leporidae.